Molecule: messenger RNA, 719 nt
Organism: Puntigrus tetrazona (Sumatra barb)
Lineage: Eukaryota; Metazoa; Chordata; Actinopteri; Cypriniformes; Cyprinidae
Product: thiosulfate:glutathione sulfurtransferase-like
Exons: 3
Coding region: 156-719 (187 amino acids)
Cellular component (GO): mitochondrion
Molecular function (GO): thiosulfate-cyanide sulfurtransferase activity
Source: RefSeq, a predicted model, not a curated record
UGGAGGAAAAUAAGCGUCACGUCUCACAAAAAACGCUAUUAGCUACACUCAGAUCCGCGUAAUCGCCUCAAUCAUACAGCGAUACGAGAAAAUACGCUGCUUUAGACCUUUCAGACUUAUUUUUCUAGACGUAUCGUCUCUUGAAUAGCACAGAGAUGAACUCAGUGGUGCACCUGUGGUCAGGUGUGUGUGCUCUAGCGGCGCUCCUGCUUCUGUCUGUCUCCGCAGACGGCACGGGUCAGUGCGAUAAUGGAGCCGGCGACUGCAAUAAAUGGACCGAGACGUCUCACAACCGACCCGUUAAUGCAGACGAUGUGGUGACGUACGAGCAGCUGAAGGACAUGAUGUCCAGCGGAAGCGUGCAGCUCUUCGACGUGCGGGAACCAGACGAGCUGGAAGCAGGAUUUAUCCCAGGAGCCGCCAACAUUCCCUUGGGAGACGUGGAGCAGGCCCUCAGACUGAACCCAGAUCAGUUCAGAGAGCGCUACGGCGUCCCGAAGCCUGCUUUCCAGGACUCAGACUUUGUGCUGUACUGCCAGAGAGGCAUCCGCAGCCUCACAGCGCUGGAGACCGCCAGAGAUCUGGGAUACAGCAGGUAUAUGAACACACACACACACACACACUAUAGACGUAAUGGUUUUUAUUCUGUACAAGCUGUAUGUGCUGUUGUCCUACACCAACCCUACCCCUUACAGUCAGGAAACUACAGGCUUUUUUAG